Molecule: messenger RNA, 2064 nt
Organism: Linum tenue
Lineage: Eukaryota; Viridiplantae; Streptophyta; Magnoliopsida; Malpighiales; Linaceae
Source: the annotation of a GenBank genome assembly
CUUUAUCUUCCAGGCACUGUCACUCUCCUCUCUCUCUCUCUCUCUCUCUCUCACUCAGUCUCUUUACUCGUUACCUUCUCAGUUAGCUCUGUUUUCUGCUCAAGCACCAGCAUUCAUUCCUCCAUUUUCCCACUGACCCCCUGAUCACUCGCCACCGCCUCUCCUAGCGGCGGAAAUCCGCUAAAGAAAUGGAGCGAAAACAAGGGUUCUUCUCUGCUUUGAAAGGGGAAGUCAUCAGAGGACUUUCGCCGAGCAGGUCGCGUGCAAAGAGCCCCGCCAGGAGUGCGUCGCCAAUGUCGAGUCUCUUGCGUCGGAGGAAGGGCCACGGACAACGCGUCUCGCAGCCGGAGCCGCUUAUGAUCGCGAGAUCGGGGAGUUUACGCCCCCCAGAGGCUCUUUCGCCUUUGAUGGAAGGGCCGGAUCAAGACGGCGUUGGAGAUUCCAGCAGGGCGGAAGGUCGGUGGGGUCGCCAGUGGAUGAAAGGUCCACUCGCCAGAGCGCCGUCGGCAGCGUCGUCGUCGGUGGAUGGUUGCAAAAGGGCUGAUCUGAGAUUGCUUCUCGGCGUGUUGGGUGCUCCGUUGGCUCCCGUUCAUGUCAGCAGUUCUGAACCAUUGCCUCACCUAAGCAUAAAGGACACUCCAAUUCAUGCUUAUGACCAUGGCUACUAGUCUUUCUACAUUCUGAUGGCUUCAAUUGGUAGCUGGUUUUUGUUAGGAAACCUCCUCUGCACAGUACAUAUUGCAGCAGUACACGGCUGCCUCGGGAGGACAGAGGCUUCAAGGUUCAAUCCACAAUGCUUAUGCUAUGGGAAAAGUGAGGAUGAUUGCUUCAGAGUUUGAGACAGCCAACAAGGUGACCAAGAAUAGGGGCUCUUCUAAAACUGCUGAAUCUGGGGGCUUUGUCCUGUGGCAAAUGAAUCCCGACAUGUGGUAUGUGGAGCUAGCACUUGGUGGAAGUAAAGUUCAUGCCGGUUGCAAUGGGAAGCUUGUCUGGAGGCACACACCCUGGCUCGGUCCGCAUGCUGCAAAAGGUCCUGUUAGACCCUUGCGCCGUGCAUUACAGGGUCUCGACCCAAGAACAACAGCAAGCAUGUUCACUAAUGCGAGAUGCAUCGGAGAAAAGAAGAUCAACGAUGAUGACUGCUUCAUCCUCAAGAUAUGUGCUGAUCCUGCAACUCUCAAGGCUAGAAGUGAAGGACCGGCAGAGAUAAUUAGACAUGUUCUCUUUGGAUACUUCAGCCAGAAAACGGGCCUCCUUGUUCACCUGGAAGACUCCCACUUGACUCGAAUCCAGAACAAUGGCGGUGAUGCUGUCUACUGGGAGACCACAAUCAACUCCUUCCUCGACGAUUACAGACCAGUGGACGGAGUCAUGAUCGCUCAUUCGGGUCGUUCGGUUGUAACCCUCUUCAGGUUUGGAGAUACAGCAAUGAGUCACACCCGGACCCGAAUGGAAGAAGCUUGGGUAAUCGAGGAAGUAGCCUUCAACGUACCUGGACUGUCGAUGGACUGUUUUAUCCCUCCUGCUGAGUUGAGAUUUGCUUCCGUAAGUGAAACCUGCGAGCUUCCUCAUACUCAGAGGGUGGUAAAACCUGCCAUGGCUCCUGCAGGCUAUCAGACCAGAGUUGCUGCACUGGAGAGAGAUCAAGAAGGUGGUACUGAGAACAAUGUUCGGUGGACAAUGGAUGAUUAGGGAAGAAGGGAAAAGUUCUAGUAGUGGCUUAACAGAUUAGUAGGACGGCAAAGCAGAAGAAUGUAGGGGGCUUUAGCUGGUUUCUGGAAGUUUUGGUCGUUGGACCAAAAUGUCUCUUUUGAAUUUGUAGAUAAGAUUAGAGCCUAGAGUCAGUCAUCAAUCUUCAUACAUCAAAUGUCAAAAGUUCCAGGUCUGUAGGCCAAAUAGUCCAUUUGUGUAUCUUUGUUCCAUCUAGAGCUUGUGCAUUCAUCUCUUGAAGAAGAUGCUAACAAUAACAGAUCAAAGCUUUGAUUCCGAACUCAACAGGUAGCCAUUAGCCAAUAAGUUCUGCAUUCGUCAACAUGUUUUGCAGAAGUCGAACCAUGUUUCUGG